Molecule: messenger RNA, 2549 nt
Organism: Acanthochromis polyacanthus (spiny chromis)
Lineage: Eukaryota; Metazoa; Chordata; Actinopteri; Pomacentridae
Gene: slc25a51b
Product: solute carrier family 25 member 51b
Exons: 2
Coding region: 201-1157 (318 amino acids)
Source: RefSeq, a predicted model, not a curated record
AGAUCUGCAGCAGUGCGCAGGCGCCGAAGAUACACUGCUGUCACCUGCUGCUGGGCUGCAGACACGACCUACAGUAGUGGCCCAAUUGCCUUGCAAAACUGUUCUCUGUCCAGGGAUAGGACAGCGACUGGUGUACACAGCAGACGAGUGCAGUGCUGAUGUGAUGCUGGAAGACCAGGCUGCGCUGCACUGAGCCCUCCAUGGCUGUUACCACCAUGGACUCUGAGUCAGCCCGGACACCUCAGCCUCAGGCUGCCCUGACAAAAGGACACCAUUCAGUGUUUUCUGCUGGGGCUCUGAGCGCCAAGUUGGGCCCUCAAGGAAAGCACUAUGUCUGUGGUUCCAUUGCAGCCUUCACCAAUAUUGUGGUGACCUUCCCCAUCCAGAAGGUGUUGUUCCGCCAGCAGCUGCACGGUGUGUUUGCUACUGAGGCAGUGCGACAGCUCCAGAGGGAUGGCCUGAGGAAUCUUUAUAGAGGCCUGCUGCCUCCGCUGCUCCAAAAAAGCACUACAGUUGCCAUCAUGUUUGGCCUGUAUGAGGACUUUUCCAGAGUCUUGCUAGACAGGGUUGGUAGCAGCGGUGUGCCAGAGCUGAUCACACGAAGCUUUGCUGCAGCAUUGGCAGGAACUACUGAGGCCAUCCUAACGCCAUUUGAACGUGUGCAGACUCUUCUACAAGACCACCGGCACCACGGGCGCUUCAACAACACAGCCCACACUUUCCGGACACUUCUCUCCGAGUAUGGUGUCAAAGAGUGCUACCGUGGCCUUAUUCCCAUACUCCUGCGUAAUGGCCCCAGCAAUGUUCUCUUCUUCGGGCUCCGGGGGCCCAUUAAAGAGCAGCUCCCAGAAGCUACUAGCCGAUUUGGUAACUUGGUUAUUGAUUUUGUGUGUGGAGGGGUGUUGGGGGCGGGCCUUGGCAUUAUGUUCUACCCAUUAAAUGUGGUAAAAUCACGGGCUCAGUCCCAGGUUGGCGGAGCCUUCCAGCCUUGCAGGCAGGUGCUGUUAACAGUGUGGAGGGAGCGAGGUGGCAGCCUGGCCAAGCUCUUCAGAGGGGCCCACCUCAACUACCACCGCUCACUGCUCUCCUGGGGAAUCAUCAACGCCACCUACGAGCUGCUCCUGAAGCUCUUAUCAGAAGACGAAUGGAGAGGCUAAAAUAGAGAUUUAGAGUGGAAGAGAAUGUAUUUAAAGGGAAAAACUUUUAUGUAGAGGUGAAGCCAAUUUGAAGAGAGAAAUCUUAAAGUAAAGCCGUUGCAUUUGCUGUCUGGCACUCUUAGUGGGACAGAGAUUCCAGGACUGAAAUAUACCAGUGGAGUUGCACUUCUGAUGGGGGCCAACAGUCAGUGUAAGAUAACCAUAUGCCAUUGUUACUUUUCACUGUUGUCAAACUGUUUAAAACAAGACACACACUUUAGCCUGUACAAAACUUGUGCCAGGGUCCAAUUGAUAUGACCGCGCUUGCUCUGUAUACAAAAGACUGGAAGGAACAAACAGACCUCCAGUGCUUUUUUUCCUGACAGUUUCAAGAGGUUACCUGACUGGAUUCACUGUUUUGUAGGAGAAGCUGUUUCUUUGUAUGUGCUGUGGUGUUUUGAAGACAGUCCAUCUGUGUGUUUGACGAGGAGCAUGUCCUCUGUGAAGCUGAAUUCUGCCACCUUUGUGCUUUUGAAAAUGCCCCCCAAAGAAAUAAUGUCAAGGAGACGCUAAUAAAUUCUUGGCCGCUAUAUUUCUGCUCGCUCUCCACUAAUUCAGAGUAGAAGAAAUCAAGACGAAUGCGUCUGAAAUUGUUGAAACCAGUGUCUGUGAUACCCAUAUUCUUAGAAAUGCCAUUGAAACAACAAGUUAAUAAUGACGGGCAGUUUCUAUUUUCACACCUGAUUUAUCUAUGUGAAUUUUGAUAAAUACUGUUUGUUUUAUUUCCUGAAGUGCUACUGGCAGGGUGUAUUGUUUUGUUUUUUAGUUUUGACAAGUACCCAGUUUUUCUUUUUAUGAGCUUACUCUUUUAUUUUAUUCAUGUGUCUCCCUCCUUUUGCUCCCACUUUGAUAUUUCCUUCCCUCACGCUUGCCCUCCUCUCUGUCCGUAACAUCUGUUGACAUAAUGGGCUCAGAUUUCAAGCUUGAGUAGAUGCAGUCACCACACUGCAGCUCUGGCUGGGUACGACAGCCCGAAGAGGAAAGGCAUGCUGCUCGGACACUUGAGAGAGGCUGCAGAGCAAUAGUGCUGAGAGAAGACAGGGGCAGAGGGUAAUGUUCAGUGGCACAAAAAGCUCAAGCUGCCAUGUAAAUGGAUCACUCGGCCUAUUUCUUCGCUUUUUAUUUUGACUGUCCACAGUGUACCGUGUUUCAUGAGAUGUUUUUCAGAAUUUUCUAGGAUUUCCUCUUUGAAAGUGAGACUUUGUAUUUCCAAGCGGGACGCCCUUGCUGAUGCUCAAUGCUGUUUAUCACUUUGCUGAAGCACAAGUCACAAGAUCUCUAUGAAAAUGUCAAAAUAACAAUUGCAACCAAAUGAAAUGUUUAAAAUCAGUCCAUUAAAUACGCUGAGAGUGA